AUGGCUGGAGGUGAUCGAACGGCUGAAUCUACUCCCGUUACUCUUCUUCCCGAGUCCAGCGGCGGCGGGGAUACCAGCAACCCUUCAACACCCGCCUCCUCCGCGAACGCCGCCGCAACCUUCGGCGUGCCUCUCUCCUCGCUGCGCUUGCCCGGCCUCCAGUCCCUGAUUCUGCUCUCCGUCGUCGCGUACGCUGCCGUGAUUGGUUUCUCGCUCUCCGUGUCGCUUAAUCUCCCCGCCACUACCGCACAGCUCGAAGCGCCCAGCGGCAGCCACGUGGGCGUUUCGAGCGCCGAUAGCGACGGCACUGGCGCACGCGUGAAUCGCGGAGGAAAUUCGAUUACCAUUGGUGAAAUCCUCCGCGAACCAUGGCGGUUGAUCUUCCCCGGUGAGGGCGGGGCAGGCCCGUUCAAUCCACGGCUGGUUUCUGAGCGGACGGAUAGCCCGGGAGAGGGGGGCAGGCGGUGGGGGAAGGCGGGCGCGCAAGACCGCACAUUCGUGCUUGGGGGGGGCCAGGGGGAAGCGGAGAAGACGGGGGAAGGGGGAGAUGCGGACGACGCGGAUGGCGCGGGGGGGGCGCGGGAAGGGGGGAGGCAUGCGGUGGGGGGGGAAGCGGGAGAGGACGCAGACUGGAGCGACGAGAAGGGGCUGUUGCAGCAGUUGAUGUCACUGGCGGAAGAUGACAGUGAGCGGGGCGGGCGGGAGGGGGAGAUGGCGGACGAGGCGGAGGGGGACGGGGAGGAGGAGCGAUGGCGCGGCAAGGAGGAGGAGGCGAGGGAGAAGGAGAGUGAGCUGGAGCCGCUGAAAGUGUUCCUGCUGCCUCUCACCCGGGAAUACAACUUUGGCAUGCUGCAGUCAUUCUCUGCCUUGCCGUGCCUUCUCUCCCACAAGCUUGCUCACACAUCCACGCUCUCCCCCACCCCACCUCCUCCCCUCCUUCCGCCCGCCCUUCCCUCCCUUCUUUACCAGCAAUUCGCGGAUCAGGGACACUGGCACAACAUCUUCCUGCCACGUGGCAUGCCUGCGUCAUGGCUGGCUGUUGCUCCCUCUACACCCUCCUCCCCCUCUUCCCCUUCCUCCCCCUCGUCCUCCUCCUCCUCUUCUUCCUCCCCGUCCUCCCCCUCUUCCUCUUCCUCCCCUUCCUCCACAUCAUCGCGCAUCGCUGCUUUGGCAUCCGCCCCCCUCUCGCCCUCUGUCUCCUCCCCUCCUCCCCCUUGGCCCUCCGCAUCGGAUUCUCCCAAUGACGUGCCUCUUCUUCUCACUCCCCUCAACACUCUCACCGUCAUGCGACCUGCUGCUCCUGCUGCUGAUGCUUAUGGCGCUGAUGGUGCUGCUGAUGCUGGUGGUGCUGAUGGUGCUGAUGGUGCUGAUGGUGCUGAUGGUGCUGAUGGUGCUGAUGGUGCUGAUGGUGCUGGUGGUGCUGGUGGUGCUGGUGGUGGCAACAGCGGGGUGGCAACUUCAGCUGUGGGUGCGGUAGGGGUUGUGAAUGAGUCAGGGGAUAACAGCGAGAGGAGUAUCGAGGAGGAGGGGGAAGAGAAGGAGGAGAAGGAGGGGGGUGAGAAGAAUGAGAAGGAGGAGAAGGAGGAGGAGGAGGAAGAAGGGGAAGAAGGGGGACGAGAAGCAGUAAGGAGAAGGUUGCUGGGUGAAGGACUGGAUGGGAGAGCAUCAGGGGCCGUGGGCAUAGCGGUAGCAUCAGCAGGCGGUACAGGGGGUACAACUCAGGAGGGAGAAGAGAGCGUGCUAAAUGACGCCAGACUUGUGAUGGACCAGAAAGCAGGGAGCGGAAUAAUAGCAGCAGCAGCAACAGCCACAGCAGCAGCCACAGGGGGAGCAGCAGCAGCAGCAGCAGCGGGCAGAGGCGAUGGUAGUGGUGGGGCGAAUGCUGCUGGCGGGGGUGCAGGGAGUGCAAUCAUUGACUUGGGCCCGUGGGUGCGUGGUGGCAGCACGGCCAGCAUUGCACGCUACUCUGACAUGCCUUAUGAGCUGCAGCACAGCGCAGAUGUGGAGGUGGUGGGGGAGGAGCAGCAGGCAGACGUGGUGUUUGUGCACUUCUUCUCCUCGCUCGCACUCCUGCACACCUCACUCAACCACUCCUCCUGGGCGCACUUCAACGCCCUGCAGGAGCGGUUGUACCAUGGCAUCACAGGCAGCAGCGCGUGGGUGCGGCGGGGCGGGCGCGGCUUUGUGUUCCCUGCAGGGCACCCUCUCAGCCUGGACCCCAUCGUGCACCGCCUCUCACACGCCACCUUCCUCGCCGCUGAUUUCUGCUUCCAGCCUUACCAGGUGAUGAGGAGCAGCAAGGAUGUGGUAGUGCCGUACGUGCCAGUGGUGAGCGAGUACAAGGACGACCCGGGGGACUUCACCCGCCGCCGCACACUCCUUUUCUUCCAGAGCCAUCUCCUAGCUCGCUCCCAUGGCUACUGGCUGAGGCAGCGGGUGCACGAGGUGCUGGCGGGGGAGGCAGCAGUGACGUUCACGGCAGUGGCGGUGUUCAACGAGCAGGCGAGGGCGUCCAACCAGGCGCUCAUGCGCUCCUCCAAGUACUGCCUCGUGCUUGAAGGCGACACGUCCUCGUCGGGUCGGCUGUUUGACGCGGUGGUGAGUGGGUGUGUGCCGGUGAUAGUGUCAGACGCCCUUGACCCGCCCUUUGAGGACCGCCUCGACUACACGCGCUUCUCCCUGCCCGUGCCCGCCGUGCUGGCCGCCCGUCGAGGCUUCCUGUGGACACUGCUGCAAGCCGCAUCCGCUUAUUUGCUGAGCAUUCAUUAA
Molecule: messenger RNA, 2769 nt
Organism: Closterium sp. Naga37s-1
Lineage: Eukaryota; Viridiplantae; Streptophyta; Zygnematophyceae; Desmidiales; Closteriaceae
Source: the annotation of a GenBank genome assembly